Molecule: messenger RNA, 3198 nt
Organism: Megachile rotundata (alfalfa leafcutting bee)
Lineage: Eukaryota; Metazoa; Arthropoda; Insecta; Hymenoptera; Megachilidae
Biological process (GO): snRNA transcription by RNA polymerase II; snRNA transcription by RNA polymerase III; positive regulation of transcription by RNA polymerase III
Cellular component (GO): transcription elongation factor complex
Source: RefSeq, a predicted model, not a curated record
UAACAAAUCUAAAUUGCAUUGCGUAUCACGUGCUGUAUUAAUCGGUGUAGAAGAGGUUAUUAUUACUUUUUGUCGGUGAUCUUGUAAUCUGAGAAAUAAUUUUUGUAUGUUAUUUUGAUAUUGUAAAAUUAAUAUUGCUCAGCUUUACAUGUCAGAAUAUGGUAGUUGACUUUGUGCAGUUGGUAAUGUUCAACCCUGCCGCAACUCCAACCAGCGACUCAAACUCGACUCUAACCCGACUCUGACCCGAUUUGAACCCUCGAUGGAAACUUAGUCAGUAUAAGAAAACUUUUUUAUACUGUGAUUAUACAGAAGAUGGCGUUUAAGCACCGCUGCCCUUAUUUGUCUUAUUUGGUCAAAGAGUAGGGAUACAUCUUUACUUUUCGGUUUGGAGGAUCUACUAGUUACUUCCUUCUCUAAUAAAAUAAACUGUACAUAAUUUGAUGAUAACACUUGAAAAUAUGGUUCUUUGAUCUUAAUUUCUGUUUUCUAAAUUAUGGAGAGAUUUGUAAAUAUUGAUUGGAAUCCUCCAUUGGAAGAUAUGUUGGACAAUGUUUUUAUUAAUGAGGCAAGAUUAGAGAAAGAAAGUGUCAUGUAUAGAAUUAUGAAUGGAAAUUUUACUGAUCCAUUUAAGAAUGCUGAUGAGGAUUAUAAAAAUGUUAAAAUUAAUUUUAUAAAGAAUAUAGAUCCUGAGUUAAAUGAAGAAAAUAAAGACAAUGAGAUUGCAACAAGUGAAACAAAAAAAGAAAAUCAAUCAAAACAAAAAAAAAAUGUCAGGUGUUAUGUACCUGGUAUUGUUAAACCAAUAUUUAAGUUCCCAAAAAAAUCAAAGUUAAAUACAGUACAACAUGCAAUGUGUUUGAGAGUUUUAUUAAGAUUUUCAGAAACUGGUAAACCAAAACUAACUCAAACAGAAAAAGAAGAAUUACACAAUUAUUUGGAUUUGCAACAGAUAAUAUCUCAAGAACAAGAUGAGUUCUUAGAAUUUGCUAAAAGCAAAUGGCAGGAAAGAUUAUUUAAAAUCACAUGUGAGGAUUAUAUAAAUUUAUGUUGGAAAUCAAAAUUACAAUAUAUUUAUAAAUUACCUAGAUAUUAUUCUGAAGUUACAAAUGUUCCAUUUAUAGCCAAUAAAAAUACUGAAGUAAAAUUUAUUUCUCUCUGUUUACAAAUGGGUGAGUUGCCAGAAAUAAUACUUCCAUCUUUUAUCAAACCAUAUAUGUUACGUGUUAGUUCUGAUCAGUUGCAAAGAAGAUUUCGUCCAAAAAAAAAUAUUUGCAGUGAAUCAUCAGUUUCUUUUAAAUUACCAGUAAGUGAAGAUCCAAAUUGCCAAAAAUUGGCUGAUAAUAAUAAUGUGGAUUUAGUAAUUUCAUCCAGUGGUCUUAAUUGUUUAGUAAAUAAUGUUGAUUCAAGUUAUUCAAAUUCCUGGAUUUUACCUCUAACUAUAAAAAGACAUAAUGAUAAGAAUGUCAUCUAUAUCGACAAAUCACCACCACCAGUUGCAAGUAAUAUUUCAGAAAAAAAUAAUUGGGUGUAUAAAUACAUUCUUAGAUAUUUCCUUAUUCCUAGAAAACAUCAAACUUCUGAAAAUAUUGAAGGGUAUGAGGAUAAUAUAUUUAGCAAUAUUAAUUCCGAAGAACUGCUAAAAUUGGAAGCAGAAUAUGAAAAUACAUUAACACAAGUUGACAACAUAUCAGAUUCAACUAUAUUAAAAAAAGAUAAUAUUGAAGAUACUAUAAAUCAACCAAACUUUAGAAAUGACAUUGAUUCCACGAGGAAUACAUUGAAUUCUGAUACAUGUUCAAAUAUUGCUGUAGACUGUAAUGCUUCAAGUUUUACACGUAAUAAUCAAGGUACUAAACAAAAGAUUUCUGAAAUCUCAUUAGAAGAUAAUGUAUCUUACAAACUGUUUAGUAUUGGUCCACAAUCUUCAGAACAAAAUGAAUUAAUAAAAAAUGUCGUUAAAGAAUACAGAAUAUUAGUCAGAACAAAAACAGAUGGAUUUGAGGUUUUAGAAAAUAAUGUACGAAGGUUGUUAAUGUUAAUACCUAAAUUAGAAUAUCAAGUUGAUCUUGGUGCUGAAGCUGUAACAUUACAAGAAUCAUUAAAACAAUGGAUAUCUCUCAUUUUUAGACCUCACACAUUUAUUGCAAGAGUGCGAAUAUCAGCAAUUACAUCAGAAGUAUUACAAGUUGAAUAUCGUACAGCAAUGUCUAUAAGUAAUGAAAUUAAACGACUUUAUAACAUCAAAGUAGAAAGCUCCUUGACAAUUAUACAUAAUAUUAUUCAGUAUCUCCAAAAUUUAGCGCCAGGACGAUAUAUAUUGAGACAUACAGUAAGAAAUGGAGCAUUUGCUACUGUUUAUAAAGAAACAGACUCACCAGGAAAAAAUACUUUUGAUUUACAUACAAUUUACGGUAAAGAGUUUUACAAUUUACCAAAUUCUGCUUGGAUUCCACUGGAUAAAACAAUCCCAACUCCAAUGCAUAAAUGUUUUGAAAGAAUGCCAGCUAUGUUUUUCCCAUCAAAUUAUAAAACAUUUAAUAAAAAUCAAAAAGCCUCAGAAAUCAACAAAGCUAACAUAGGACCUGUACGGAGAAGUUUAAGAAAUAAAAUUAAAAAAUAAUAUUUCAUGUUCAGUAAUUUAUUUACACAUGAACAUACGAAAUAUUUCUUUAAAAAUCAUUUAUUUUGAUAUAUUUAUGUUUAAAGUGAUUUGUAUAAAAAGCCCAUUGAUAUAGAUACAAGGAGUCGCCAGAUAAACAGAAGAUUUAACUUCAAAUUUUGAACUAACAGUCUAGUUGAAUUCAACUGACUAUGAUGCACUUAAAUAAAGUUAUUAGUUGAGGAGGGACAAAAUUUGCCUUAAUAAAUUUAAUCAUAUUACAUUGAACAAAUUGUAAAUUUAUUCGUACAUACAAAAUAGUUACAUUACCAAUCAUUGUAAUUUACUCAGAAGGGAAAAAGUGAAAUAUUUUUCCCCCGAGGUAGAAACAAAAGCCACUUUUGUUUCUUGAGUAAGGUUUAAGGCCAUUCUUGCUACGUUCAUGCUAAUUACAGUAAUGGCUAUGUAUAACAAGUACAAAGUAUAUAAAACAUUAAUAAUUUUUAAUAUGAAAUGUAAUAGUAAACAACGUUUGUAGUAUACUUAUUAUUUGUAUAGAUUUCACAACAAUUUAUAUAAAUAUAAGAUUUUUUUUU